This is a messenger RNA of Sphaeroforma arctica JP610, 361 nucleotides long. RefSeq lists its product as hypothetical. The record is from RefSeq and is a predicted model, not a curated record. Gene Ontology annotation, molecular function: protein binding. The annotation marks the transcript as partial. Lineage: Eukaryota; Ichthyosporea; Ichthyophonida. The transcript is spliced from 2 exons.
CCACAUAGCUGGAAGAAGCCAAUGACAAUGUGGCCAUGUGCGAUAAGAUCAUCCAACGUGCCGUUAAGGUGUUAGCAGCAAAUGGUGUGGAGAUCAACAGAGACGCAUGGAUCAAAAGUGCAGAGGAGUGUGAGCAGUCGGAAAGCAUACACACGGCCAAGGCUAUCAUCAUGGCUGUUAUUGGGCUAGGGGUGGAUGAUCAAGAUCGCAAACACACGUGGAAGGAAGACGCAGCUAGUUGCACCAAGAACAGCGCGCCCGAGUGUGCACGAGCGAUACACGCACACGCCGUUAGCGUGCUGCCAAGCAAGAAGAGUGUGUGGAUAGAUGCGGCUUAUCAUGAGCUGAAUACAGGAACGAG